UUCCUACUUUCCAAAGUACCUGUCGUGUCUAUGAGUCCGUUAUAGAUACAGCCUGAGUCGUUUGUUCAAUUCCGACUAUGAACAAACCGCCAUGGACGACUUCCUCACCCCGGUCUCCACCACCAAGGUGAAGCGGUCCGGCGACACCGGGCCGCUUAUUCAAGAGUCUCAUACCUCGAAUACGAAAUCUAAAUACACUACGAUAGACUCGCCCGACUCAGCCAUGGAGGCUUUCAGAGGCCAGCCGGAUCUAGCAACCGUCAGAAGGGUUGUACAAUACCUUGCCACCGAAUCCAACACCAAGGAUGGCUUCAACCUCCUCAUACCCGAUCCUGUGUCUGCCAAUAUCGCAUAUCAGCUCGUCAACACAACGAUUCCGGAUUACUGGAGGACCUUGAAAGAAAAUGGGAUCGAAAGACAGCACAUCAUAAGAUGUCUACAAAAUCCCUGUGGCAUUGGAGCAGUUAUCACUCGCCUGCGUCCCCUGAUCGCAGACUGCCGUCAGAAGAAGCCAGUUGGCAACAUAAGGGACGCAUCGUCUCAUAUUGAGGACCUUCUAGAAGUUCUGGAGCGAAUACUUCACGGAGAUCGCUCGCCAAGCCAGGUUUGGAGCGAUAUCCAAACUCAUGCGAAGAAUUCAGUCCAAAGCAGGAUGAUGUGGAAAGAGUUCGUUACGCAGGUUGCUUCUGGAAGAAUAUUGUCGCUUGUGGCUGAGGCGGAGGAUGUGCUUAAGGAAAGGGAGGGGUCGAGAACAGCUUCAUGGCUUGCUGAUGGCAACGAAUACGGAAAUUGGUUGGGCCAGAACAUCGCUGCGUUCAUGAACAAUUGUGACAAGACAGAUGCGUCUGUUGCGGCUGUGGUCGAGCUCUGCAGUAAAACGUUGACGUUGGGCUAUACCGAUCGUAUCGUCAAUGCCAUGCUAUUGGUUCUUAUUGACACGGAAUCAAUCAACGCGUUUGAGUUCUUUCUGUCGAAGAUGAAAGCUUUCGAGCAGCGAAAGUAUAUCAACUCCGCCAUUACAGUCCUCGCGAAGCAGUACUUCGCAUCAGCUGUAGAGAGCAAAGAGGAUGCCUUUAUCAAGCCUUCGUUGAUCGUGUCCGGUGUUGCUACUUUCAUUCACAUUCUGAUCAAAAACAACGAGCUGUUGAGAGAGCACCUCGUCUCAACCAUGACCAAGGCUACUAUUCCAUCCUUGGAUGAUUCGCUUGCUGCCCGCCGGAGUGUUAUUGCUGCAAUAGCUCAGGAUGAAGAUAAUCUCCAGACCCUCCUCGAAAAUAGUCUGAAGCUGUUCGGUGAUUCAUUCUACAUCAAGCACACCCCUAUUUUGCAGCAGGAAGCGAUUGCUCAAACUCUCGUCAUAACUUGUGGCUACGUCCAACGCUCUCAGCCUAUGUUCCUAACCAUGAUGGCGAAGUCAAGCUAUCAUGUUACCGGCAUGUCAAAUCGCAUAGGCGCAAGUUCGCCUAGAGCCCGCUUCCUGGGCAUCGCAGUUGGCACUGCUAUCUCGAAAAUGGUCGACAACCCCGAGUUGCAGCUCAAAUUCGAUCUGGAUGGAAACGAGGCUAUUGAGGCGAAGUGGUAUCAGCGUCUCACGGAGAUCAAUGACAAGCUGGGAAACAUUGAGGCCUUAAGAACGAGAGACAAGCCGAACAUGCCGAAGCGCCGGGAGCCGACAGCGGAGAUGGUUUCGAGAUCAAAGCCGCCGGCAACCAAGAAAGCUAGAGCCAGGCCAUCCAAAGCAGCAGCCAUUACAGAAAUCAAGGGUCCCCGCAUCAUCGAGGUCUUCUCCGACUCAGAAGAAGAUGAAGACGCCGACCUGGUUCCCUACUCGAAGCCCGACUCCGACCCAGAAGACGACACCGACGAUCCCACGGAAAUCAAUCGCAACAAACCCACCGCCCCAGUCUACAUCCGCGACCUCAUCGUCGGCCUGCGCGACCAAGAAAACUACGACCGCCACGCCCUCGCGCUCUCCACCGCCGCGCCCCUCAUCCGCCGCAAAGCAAACUUCGGCACUGAAGUAACGGACCACAUCGAAGAGCUAGCUACCAUCCUGGUAGGCCUACAAGAUAACCUGGAGCUGGAGGGUUUUGCAGAGCAGAGGCAGCAAGCACUCAUUGCCGUCCUGCUCGCCAAACCCGCGCCUAUGGCGCAAUGGUUCGCCCGCGCUUUCUUCUCCGGCGACUACAGCCUCACACAGCGCACCGCCAUCCUCACCACCCUCGGUCUCGGCGCGCGAGAACUCGCCGGCCUAAAGGACUCCUCGACCGAGGACCUCAUCCCACCAACCCCCUCCUUCCCCAGCAAACAACUCCCACCGCACCUCCACGCUCUCUACUCUUCCCCCUCACCCACGAACGAACCACUAGCAAAGAUAACAAGCUCCCUCUCCAAACAACUCCUCUCCCCCCUCGCCGCCCAAGCCGCCGACCAACUCACCGGCCCCAACAUCCUCAAAAUGCGCACCUUCUCCUCCCGCAUGGCCGUUGAGUCGCGCCGCCAGAAACCCAUCCCCAACGCCCUCGCCCAGAUCGUCGCCGACAACUUUUUCUUCCCGCUCACGGGCCGCUGGUGGAUCCAAAUGCGCGCGUCGAACCCGGCAGACUCCAUCUACACUUCCACGCACCUCCUUCCCGCCUUUCUCCACACCCUCGCUCUCCUCAUGCAGGCCUCUGGGCCCAACACGCUCGCGCUCCCGCAGAUGACGCGCGAGCUCUGGGAUUUGUUGCUGUCUGUGCGCUCGCUUGCGCUGAGUGAUAAACCGAUACUGGGGGCGUUGUUGUUUGCGUUCCUGAUGUUGCUGGAGACUAAUGAGGAUAAGGAGCGGUUGGCGACGGAGCAAGGCAAGGAACUGCUGGAGACGCAGGAGUGGGUCAGGAUGGUGUUUGAGGGGUUGCCGGCAGGGGAGGAAGGGGGCGAGGAUGAGAGGGUGAGGGUUUUGGCGGCGGGCGUGGUGGUUAGAGCCCAGGAGUUGGUGGAGAGGUAUCAGAGGAGGUUGGUGGGAGACUUGAUGGAUUACUGAUUGUGGACUGGUGGGAUCCUUUUUCAUCUUGGGGAAACUGUGAUUAGUUGGGAAGGCGAAUCACGCAGAGUCGGCACUAUCGUUUCGAAAUUAGAGAAAGCGUUGUGUUGACUGAUACAUCUGAUAUGUACAUAUGCUACAAUGCCUGCCCAACCCGCUGGCUCAAGCAACCUGAGGCACAACCUGAGGGGCAUCCUUCUGUCUAUAUUUCUUUUCCAUAGCGUCCUCCUUCCCAAACGGUUUGUCAUCUCCAUCCAAAACCCUCCUAACCUGUAAGUGAGCCUCUGCGCCAUGCAUCCCCACAAUCUUCAGCCUCUUCUCCAGCGGUCCCCACACUUUCACCGGCGGCGCCUCCCCCCUG
Messenger RNA from Trematosphaeria pertusa, 3383 nucleotides. RefSeq lists its product as uncharacterized. The transcript is spliced from 4 exons. NCBI's taxonomy places the organism in Eukaryota, Fungi, Ascomycota, Dothideomycetes, Pleosporales, Trematosphaeriaceae. Gene Ontology annotation, molecular function: Hsp90 protein binding; telomeric repeat DNA binding. Gene Ontology annotation, biological process: telomere maintenance via telomerase; protein stabilization. The record is from RefSeq and is a predicted model, not a curated record. Bases 92 to 3022 code for a protein of 976 amino acids. Gene Ontology annotation, cellular component: cytosol.